GAGCAGAACAGAGGAGGAAAAAAUAUUAAGACUAAAUAUUGCUGAAUAAAAAAGCUGAAAUCUUGGAGUUACUUGGAAACGGGGUCAAYSUUUAGAUUUUCUGAUUUGCUGUAACAAUGGCGCGCAGAACUGCGCUGCACUGCGGCCUUGCUUUUGUUUUUCUGUGUCUCCYCCUCGUCAGUGGAGACGUGAGCUACUCUGUUCUGGAGGAGAUGAAACGCGGAUCUGUGAUUGGYAACAUCGCAAAGGAURUGYGUCUGGAUCUGGGAACUCUGUCUGCUCGGAAGGCUCGUAUWGACACAGAAGAUAGCAGUGUGAAAUACUGCGGAGUGAAUCUGAACACCGGAGAGCUGARUGUGCAACAAAGGAUCGACAGAGAAGCUCUUUGUGCCAAAAGGGUGUCGUGUGUUGUYAAGCAGGAGCUGGUGCUGGAAAAUCCUUUGGAGCUUCAUCGAAUUAAUCUUCGCAUUCAGGACAUAAAUGACAAUUCACCACAGUUUAAGGAGGAUUCACUUAAAUUAGAAAUUCAAGAAUCUGCUGAUAAAGGUGCAACUUUUCUUCUUGAUGAAGCGCAUGACGCAGACAUCGGAGAUAACGCUGUCCAGGGCUACUCACUUCAACAGAAUGAACAUUUCAAGUUGAAUGUUAAAUCAAAAGGAGUUGGCCGAAAAUACAGUGAGUUGGUUUUAGACAAAGAGUUAGACCGAGAGGAGAAAAAGGAGAUUGUUUUACUUCUUACUGCGUUUGAUGGUGGAUCUCCUCAGAGAUCAGGUACUGUAGUUAUUCAUGUCUCUGUGCUGGAUGCUAAUGAUAACGCCCCAGUGUUCAGUCAGGCUGUUUAUAAAGCCACUCUGCCUGAAAACUCUCCUGCAGAUACUGUAGUGGUUACUGUUAGUGCUACUGAUGCAGAUGAAGGAGUGAAUGGAGAUGUAAGUUAUGAUUUUGGACAUGUUUCUGAGGAAGUGAAGCAAAUAUUUAGUAUUGAUCGUAAAAAAGGAGAAAUGCGCGUAAUUGGUGCUGUUGAUUUUGAAACUACAACAUCAUAUGAAAUACGCGUUAAAGCAAAGGAUGGACCUGGUACAGAGGUGGGCAUCAUUAACGUGCAGGACAGAGACUCUGAGMAGAACCGACAGGUGCGCUGCUCCAUCCAGCAGAAYGUUCCUUUUAAGUUGGUUCCUUCUAUUAAAAACUAUUAUUCUGUGGUGAGCACAGGACAGCUGGACCGUGAACUAGUGUCUGAUUACAACACUACAAUCAGCGCCACUGACGAGGGCUCUCCACCUCUGUCCUCCUCUAAAACUUUUCACUUAUCUGUAGCUGACAUCAACGAUAACCCACCUGUGUUUGAGGAACAGUCCUACAGCGCAUAUGUGAGUGAAAAUAACAAAGCUGGCUCCACUUUAUGUUCCGUUAGUGCUCGAGACCCCGAUUGGAGACAAAACGGUACAGUGAUUUAUUCUCUGUUAGCUGGUGAGGUGAACGGAGCCCCGGUGUCCUCCUAUGUGUCUGUUAACGGAGACACGGGGGUGGUCCACGCUGUCAGGUCGUUUGAUUAUGAACAGUUCAGGAGCUUUAAAGUGCACGUGAUGGCCAGAGACAACGGGUCUCCUCCGCUCAGCAGCAACGUGAGCGUGAGUGUGUUCAUAUCRGAUGUGAAUGACAACUCUCCUCAGAUCCUGUACCCCGCCCCGGAGGGCAGCUCCUUCAUGACCGAGCUGGUCCCCAAAGCUGCACACGGAGGCUCUCUGGUGUCCAAAGUGAUCGCGGUGGACGCGGACUCCGGACAGAACGCCUGGCUGUCCUAUCAUAUAGUCAAAUCCACUGAUCCGGGACUUUUCACUAUUGGUCUGCACAGCGGAGAGAUCAGGACGCAGCGGGAC
Messenger RNA from Austrofundulus limnaeus, 1880 nucleotides. RefSeq names its product protocadherin gamma-A4. Gene Ontology annotation, biological process: homophilic cell-cell adhesion. The record is from RefSeq and is a predicted model, not a curated record. Gene Ontology annotation, molecular function: calcium ion binding. NCBI's taxonomy places the organism in Eukaryota, Metazoa, Chordata, Actinopteri, Cyprinodontiformes, Rivulidae. Gene Ontology annotation, cellular component: plasma membrane.